Molecule: messenger RNA, 1197 nt
Organism: Alosa alosa (allis shad)
Lineage: Eukaryota; Metazoa; Chordata; Actinopteri; Clupeiformes; Clupeidae
Product: free fatty acid receptor 2-like
Exons: 3
Coding region: 191-1180 (329 amino acids)
Biological process (GO): G protein-coupled receptor signaling pathway; cellular response to fatty acid
Cellular component (GO): plasma membrane
Molecular function (GO): G protein-coupled receptor activity
Source: RefSeq, a predicted model, not a curated record
GGGAGGCUUUGGAUUCCUAUGGCAGCACUCGAUUUGUAUGACAGGCAAUGCUGGUAAGGUGUCAUUUCCUUUGUGAACUCUAAGAGCAACAGAGAACAACAACCCACAUAACAACCAGCCUCUACAGCAAAGAGGAGACGUCGCAGAAGCUGCGCAUUCACUUAAACAGCAGAACGUUUUAGAAAGCAAAAUGCACUCUGAAACCCAUGAACAAAUAGAACUGGUUCUUGUGGUGUACAUCAUCACAUUCAUCUUUGGGCUGCCAGCCAACAUUGUUGCCCUCUAUGCCUUCAUCAAGAAGGUGCGGCGAAGGGCAACUCCUGUGGACGUGCUGCUGAUCGGCCUCACUGUGUCCGACCUGGUCUUCCUGCUCUUCCUCCCCUUAAGGAUGAAGGAGGCCAUCGACCACGACGUGUGGAAAAUGCCCGACUUUCUGUGCCCAUUAUUAGCGAUCGUCUUCUAUGGCACCAUCUACAACAGCAGUCUGUACCUCACUGCCAUAAGUGUUGAGCGCUACCUUGGAGUUGCCUUUCCCAUCAAGUACAAACUAAACAGAAAGCCUCUGUAUGCAGUGGUGGGCAGCGUCAUUAUUUGGACCAUCUCCUUGGCACAGUGUAGCAUUGUCUACUUUAUGCACUACCACCAUGACCAAAACAAGACCUGCGAAGUAGAGCACAGCUCAAAAUGCUACCAACACUUCACACCAGAGCAGCUAGACAUGCUACUGCCAUUUCGCCUGCAGCAGUUUCUCCUCCUGUUCUGCGUGCCGCUGCUCAUCUGCUGCUUCUGCUACAUCAACUUCAUCCACAUCCUUUCCAAUCUGCCUAACAUCUGCCAACGGCGACGUUCCAGAGCCAUCGGGCUCGCCCUCGGCACCAUGGUGGUCUUCCUUGUGUGCUUUGGCCCCUAUAACAUCUCCCACCUUAUUGGCUACGUCACCAAUGAGAGUCCGGAAUGGCGCAAGAUCGCCGUGCUCACCAGCACCUUAAACACCUGCCUGGACCCCUUCAUCUACUACUUCUCCUCCUCAGCACUGAGGGGCACGUUCGGCAACAUCCUCAACAGGCUCACUUCCAGGCUGCAGCUGCACUGCCCCUCCUGCAGGGUGUACCAGCGUACCACUCCCCAAACUGCAGCACCAGAGGUGCGCACACAAAGCACCAAUGAUAACCUGGGCUAGACAUGCCAGGAUUACUG